UUAUAAUAAAAACGCAUGAAAUUUAUACGCAUAUGUUAAGACAUCUAUGACUUAACAAAUUUAAUUUGUAGAAAGGUGUUAAUGAUUUUAUAUUAUUUGAUUGGACUAUUUUCAAAAUAAAUUCUACGUCAAUGAAAUCAAGUUAGUGCAGUUAAUCUUUAGCUUUAGAGGUAGUCUAUACAAAAAGAACGAAUGAUGAAUGUUUUUUUGUUAGUAUUUGGAAUUAUUGACUUCCCCAUUUACCGGGAACAAGAAAAUUUUUUUCAGUUUUUGAGGAAUAUGGUACCAAUAAUAUUAGGUAAAAAAAUUACUGAUUCAGAAUCUUUGGCGCGUUUGAAAGUUCCCAGAGCGAAAUUAAAGUUGAAAAGUUGUUUAAGUAGGUAUAACAUAGACGACAAAGUGACCAAAAUAUUAGGAGGUUAUACUAUCGAUUUUGGUGAAAUGUUGGAGGAAUUUAGAGUCCGUCUUUUAGACCGUACUACAAAUAAAGAAGAUGUAAAUAAAAAAAUGGGUGAUUAUAUUUGUAAGAAGUAUAAAAAAUCAAAACUUGAUUUGCAUGGUGGUAUGGAAGGAUGCUUACACAAAGUAACUUUGUGUUCGACUAGAUAUCAAGAAUAUUUGACUAAAGAAAAGAUACCGAUUUUGAAGAAAGUUGCAAAUGUAUUUAAAACCAGUGGCUCUUAAUAUUAAGAUAAUUACAUAAAAACAAAAAUAUGAAGGUAUAGCGGUUCAUAGUGUCAAAAAUGUAAAUAGAAGACUUGGAGUUACAAAAUGUAUUAAUUUUAAAUAAAACAUUAUAAUUUUCUUGAA
This is a messenger RNA of Daktulosphaira vitifoliae (grape phylloxera), 810 nucleotides long. RefSeq lists its product as uncharacterized. NCBI's taxonomy places the organism in Eukaryota, Metazoa, Arthropoda, Insecta, Hemiptera, Phylloxeridae. The transcript is spliced from 6 exons. The record is from RefSeq and is a predicted model, not a curated record. Bases 193 to 684 code for a protein of 163 amino acids.